UAAAGGGAUGGAAGGCGGUACGAAACGCACAAAAUCGCGGUUCGUCCAUCAUUCUUAUCCUCAACCUCAAAGGCGCACGAUAGCGUAGCGUCUCCCUUUUGUGCCUCCUGCGGCGAUUUAUCUUCGCCCAGCCUCGCCAAAACGAAUUUCCCCUCAAUUUUUAAUUGCGAAACCCUAUAUCUCUCAAGACGGCCUCCUCUCAUUCAGAUCCGAAAUCUUUGUCAAUAAGUAUUGGUCUUCAAGCUCUGAUUUUCUACCAUCGGUUCCGAUUUGACCUGCUUUACAGGAUUGGGGAUUCAAGUCCUGUGAGACCAGAAUCCAUAUUUCCUGCUUUUAUAUAGCAAUAUAUUAGAGCAAUGGGAGGGUAUGAAAAAGAUGAGUAUGAAAAUUGGGAUGAGUAUGAAGAAGAUGGAGAGGAGCAAGAAGAGGAAGAUGUAGAUGACGAUGGUUAUGAAAGAGUUCAUAAGCCAACCCAGGAGGAGUUGGAUUAUCUUGCCCUCAGGCAAAGGUUAAAAGAGUCUAUUCGAAAGCAGAUGAAGAAGGAUACAGGGACUGCAAACCCUGGCUCCCGUGACAAAGUUAAUUCAUCACGUAGAGACAACUAUGGUUCUUUCUUUGGGCCUUCACAGCCUGUUAUUGCUCAGAGGGUGAUCCAAGAAAGCAAGUCCCUCUUGGAGAAUCCAGAUCUAGCAGCAAGUAUAUGUAGAACUAGCCAUAAGGAGAAGAAGAGCUCUGUUACAGCUCCUGUCAGUUCAAAAUCUCAAACAAACCGUCCGCUAAGUGUUAAAACUGUGUUGAAGAAAAAAGUCGAAAUACUGAAAAAUACAAGAGACUAUUCGUUUUUGUUAUCGGAUGAUGCUGAGGUUCCAGCCUCCUCAAAAGUUCCACCCCCAAGAAAAGUGUCAGCCCCCAAGUCUGAUGCAAGAUCUGCCGAAUUAAUGCAAAGGAGCAGACCAAUGGGGAAUGGUCGUGCAAAAGAAGUCUUCAAUGGUCCUGAUGGCAGAAAGCCUAUGCUUCCAUGUAGCCAGAGCAAAUCUAAAGUUGGGAUGGAUAAGUCAGCUCAUACAAACAAGUCAUCCACAGAAUCUAGGAAACAGUUUGGUAACAAUAAUGGAAGUGGGCCUGGUCGGCCUCUUGGACCUAAAGUUCUGCCUUCUUACAAUUCUGUUCGUGCUACAGCAAAGUCGGCCCAACCUGCUGCAAAAAAAAAUAUUUCUGUUGUACGUAAACCAACAUCAUCACCACUCCAACCUGUUGCACGCAGACCUGUUCAAUUGAAUCCGCAAUCUGGCAAUAAUAGACCUACGUCUUUGCAUGGCCAGCCUUCAGCUUUGAGAAGACCUGUACAAAACGAUAAUUACGAGUCUAGCAAGCCUAAGGUUGCUAGUAGACAGUCAUUGCCUUCCUCUAAGGUUCAGUUGAAGAGGUCUCCUCAAAGUCACCCCAAACUUGGUCCUUUGCGAAAUGAACGGCCAAAGGCAAAACCUAAGAGGCAGUUUCCUGAUGAUGAUUCCGAGGGUGAACAGGCCAUAAAUAUGAUCAGACAAAUGUUUGGUUAUAAUCCCAAUAAGUUUCGAGAUGAUGAUGACACUGGUGACAUGGAGGCCAAUUUUGAUGAUAUUCUGAUGGAGGAGAAACGAAGUGCAAGAAUUGCCAGGCAGGAAGAUGAAGAACAGCUCCGCCUAAUUGAAGAAGAAGAAAGAAGGGAUAGGAUAUGGCAGGCAAAGAAGCGCAAGAUGAGCCAUUAAAGCCCAUCGUAGUAAAUGGACAUGGGGCGGAAUUUGUUAUGGUUUGGGUGCUGUUUGCUUUGGUGCUAAAUGCAUAGUUUUCUACUCUCUCCGUUCCAAUUAAGUUGAGUCAUUUCAUUUUUUUUUGACUAAAAACAAAACAUCCAAUCACUCUUACUUUUUUUUCCAUGACUUACUUUCCUUUCUCUAUAUCUUUCCUACUUUAUUUAUCUCUCCUAUUUUUUAACACAAUUUCUUAAUUUCCGUGCUAAAAAGUUUUGUAUCAACUUAGUUGGGAUUGAGGGAGUAUCUAACUAUACUGGACUUUUAUGUGACAAUAGUUAUCAUUUAGAUUUGGAUUCUUUAUUUCCUUUUUAUUCAACUGGCAAAUCCAUAAUUUUAUAAAAAAGUUGUCUGUUGUAAAUGUUGUAGUUAUGUUGUGUAGGUUAGGCGGAUUGGUAUUAAUCUGCUUUCAAAAGAGGAAGGAGCGAGGACGUAAUGGAUUGACUUUUUUUCUC
Molecule: messenger RNA, 2245 nt
Organism: Salvia splendens (bonfire salvia)
Lineage: Eukaryota; Viridiplantae; Streptophyta; Magnoliopsida; Lamiales; Lamiaceae
Product: protein SPT2 homolog
Exons: 10
Coding region: 357-1748 (463 amino acids)
Biological process (GO): nucleosome assembly; transcription by RNA polymerase I
Cellular component (GO): nucleolus
Molecular function (GO): histone binding; DNA binding
Source: RefSeq, a predicted model, not a curated record